Nicotiana tabacum (common tobacco) is the source of this 1911-nucleotide messenger RNA. RefSeq names its product plant-specific TFIIB-related protein 1. Gene Ontology annotation, biological process: DNA-templated transcription initiation; transcription preinitiation complex assembly. Lineage: Eukaryota; Viridiplantae; Streptophyta; Magnoliopsida; Solanales; Solanaceae. The record is from RefSeq and is a predicted model, not a curated record. Gene Ontology annotation, molecular function: TBP-class protein binding. Gene Ontology annotation, cellular component: transcription preinitiation complex; nucleus.
ACUCUAUAACAAAUUAUUGAUUCCAAAGCAGGACCAGUACUCCAGCCCCCACACUUAACUAAUUGAAGUCGAAACAAAUGCGGUGUCCGUACUGCUCGGCGGAGCAAGGGCGGUGCACCACCAGCACCAGCGGCAGACCGAUAACCGAGUGCACAUCCUGCGGCCGUGUAGUGGAGGAGCGAUUAACCCAAUCCCACCAUCUUUUUCACACCCGUGCCCAAGAUUCCCCUCUGUGCCUCGCCACUUCCGACCUCCCUACUCUUCCCAUCUCCGCCACUAACGACGAUGAAGACCCAUUUGAACCCACAGGUUUCAUCACCGCUUUCUCCACUUGGUCUCUCGAACCUUACCCAGUAUUUGCCCAAUCCUCCAUUUCUUUCGCCGGUCACCUUGCUGAGCUGGAACGAGUACUUGAAACGACGUCGUCUUCCUCCUCCAGUUCGUCUACGUCAUCCGUCGUGGUGGAAAACCUUAGGGCUUACUUGCAGAUUAUUGACGUGGCUUCUAUUCUGCGACUGGAUUAUGAUAUUUCGGACCACGCGUUUCAGCUCUUCAGGGAUUGUUCGUCUGCAACGUGCUUAAGGAAUCGGAGUGUCGAGGCGCUUGCUACUGCUGCUCUUGUACACGCUAUCAGGGAAGCCCAAGAGCCAAGAACUCUCCAGGAAAUAUCGGUUGCAGCCAAUUUACCUCAGAAGGAAAUUGGGAAGUACAUAAAGAUUCUUGGAGAAGCUUUACAACUCAGUCAACCUAUCAACAGUAAUUCAAUAUCAGUCCAUAUGCCAAGGUUUUGUACACUUCUUCAGCUGAAUAAAUCUGCUCAGGAGCUGGCAACUCACAUUGGCGAGGUAAUCAUCAAUAAAUGCUUUUGCACACGAAGGAAUCCUAUUAGCAUCUCCGCUGCUGCUAUAUAUUUGGCCUGUCAACUGGAAGACAAGCGGAAAACCCAGGCUGAAAUAUGUAAAGUGACUGGACUCACUGAGGUUACUCUUCGUAAGGUGUACAAGGAGCUUUUGGAGAACUGGGAUGAUCUCCUACCAUCAAGUUAUAAACCUGUCGUUCCACCAGAGAAGGCUUUUCCUACAGCUACCAUUGCUACAGGCCGUUCAUCGACACCUAGAGUUGAUUUAGUUGAAGGAACUUCGUCUGAGAGGGACAAGCCUGCUAAACUAGGCGAUUCAUUAGAUAUAUCCCCCCAGAUCAGAGGCAAGGAGGACCCCCAUAGCAAAGAUAAUGCUCAUACAACUCAAAUAUCUUGGCAACCACCAUUUUGGAAAGCUCAAGUUCCUGUUGAAAGUGGCGUUACAACAGCUACAGAGAAGAGUCAAAGUGCUACUCAAGAAAUGGAGAUCGACUUAUAAUACAAAUCUCAGGAAGAUGCACCAUUGCACCAAUAGAAAAAACUGCUUCUAGUUCUUUGAGGUUAGCCAGUUUUCUUGUCGGCUGCAGCUUCAGCCUUCAGUAUCUCCUGGCUUUUAUCCAAUACCCAAGCUGUACCAUCACAAAAGGUUGCCUCUAACCCUGCAGAUAGAGGAGCCAUUAAGUGAUGUCAGCAUAAGGAGCCAUAUGUAGUCGGAUAAACAGAUAAACAGCUGCUUUGGGAAGAGGACGGGGAAGAGGACGAGGGCCUUGUGAGGGAGGAAUAAGGAAUUGUUCAUACAAAAAUACCUGUGAGUAAAUUUCAGUCGGUACUCUCCUGGAGCUUUGAGCGGCCAGUUGCUUAAAGGGGAAUUUCUGCAUACUCAAACAAGUCUUAUUUUGCCUUCUACUUAUCGUAAUCCUUUCUAGUAAGCCACCGUUAGAAUGAUUAUGAUAUUAACAUUUUAUUUUGUUUCGAUUUGUCGCUAUUUCGUUGUAGACUGUGUGCACCCUGUAGUAAGUUGUUAAUGAUUUAAGACUACCAAGUUAAAGAUA